AUGAAAGGGGUAUUUUGGAGAAAGGAAACAAAGAGAGACUAUUCUACAACCAAGGAGAAGAUGGCAAAGAAGCAGCUGAUGGUUCCGGCAACAUGGGGGAUCAGAGGCAGCUUCCAUUCCCUUAUUGCACUUCUUGUUACUUUCCUAGUCAUAGCUGCCAUCUAUGUCACCCAAAAUAGUGAGUUGCUGAUAGAAGAUAGGACAGCAAGCAAAAGUUCUGGUGCUUUGUUGUCAAGGUGCAAUAUGUUUUCAGGAAAAUGGGUUUUUGAUAACAAAUCUUACCCUUUAUACAAAGAGAAAGAAUGUACCUUCAUGUCUGAUCAGUUAGCUUGUGAGAAGUUUGGGAGAAAGGACUUGAACUAUCAGAAUUGGAGGUGGAAACCUCACCAGUGUGACCUUCCUAGGUUCAAUGCCACCGUAUUGCUGGAAAGGUUAAGGAAUAAGAGGCUUAUGUUUGUAGGGGAUUCAUUAAACAGAGGCCAAUGGGUUUCAAUGGUUUGUCUUGUAGACUCGGUGAUUCCUCCAGGGCUCAAAUCUAUGCAUCAGCACCACAAUAACUCAUUGUACAUCUUCAAAACCACUGAAUAUAAUGCAACAAUUGAAUUCUACUGGGCUCCUUUACUGGUGGAAUCAAAUUCUGAUGAUCCAGUAAACCACCAUGUAGAUGAUCGGACUGUAAGAGUUCAGGGCAUUGAAAAGCAUGCUAGGCAUUGGACUAAUGCUGACAUUCUUGUUUUCAAUAGCUACCUUUGGUGGAGAAGAGCCCAAAUGACUGUCUUGUGGGGAUCAUUUGAAAGCCCAGGUGGAAUUUACAAAAAGGUAGAGAUGCCAAGAGUUUAUGAGAUGGCUUUAAAGACAUGGUCAGAUUGGUUAGAGGUUCAUGUAAACCGGACCAAAACACGAAUGUUCUUCGUCAGCUUGUCGCCAACUCACCAAAAGGCUUUAGAGUGGGGUGGAGCUGAAGGUCAAAAUUGUUACAAUGAGACAGAACUAAUCUUGAAAGAAGGGUAUAGGGGACAAGCAUCCUGUCAAGAAAUGAUGCGUGUAGUUGAGAAAACUCUUGAUGACUUGAAAACAAGAGGAUUAAAUGUAGAAAUGAUUAACAUUACACAAUUAUCAGAAUACAGAAAAGAAGGUCAUCCAUCAGCGUAUAGAAAGCAAUGGGAACCGUUAACUGAAGAACAAAUAUCUAACCCUAGCAGCUAUGCAGAUUGUAUACAUUGGUGUCUUCCCGGAGUUCCAGAUGUGUGGAAUGAACUUCUUUAUGCUUACAUUAUUAAUCUUUGA
Dovyalis caffra is the source of this 1287-nucleotide messenger RNA. The record is from the annotation of a GenBank genome assembly. Lineage: Eukaryota; Viridiplantae; Streptophyta; Magnoliopsida; Malpighiales; Salicaceae.